GACCACAAAUUCAUCUUUAUCAUUAUGGACAAACCAGAAGAUGAUUUGGAAGCAUCUUUAAAAAGUUUCCCUUGCAUGAUUUUUCUGGAAGAUUCCAGCAAUGUAGACCAUCAGCGGCUGAAGGAUCUUCAAAAGAAACUGCAAUCUGAACUGGACAUGGACAACGACUAUCAGACAGAACUUGUACAGAAACUCAACGUUUACACGUGGGUGGAGUUUAAAUUAGACAACAAAGAAAAGGCUAAGGCCCUGAAUAACAGAGUGCUUGAGUUGGACCAGAACAACGUUACUGCUCUAGGAAACCUGGCUUACAUGAGCUGGAUGAACGGGGAAGAAGAUCUGGCCAAAGAUUAUUUAAGGAAGCUUCAAGCUUUGCACAUGCACAAGGAUGCAAAGUCAAUGAUGGCUGUCGGAAAAGCACAGAUGGGUUACGCUUACUCGCGUCUCGGUGGUGUUGAAAAUAUCGAAAAUGCGAUUGAGAUCUACACGGAGGUGUUAGAGGAAAAACCCGAUUUUGUCAAUGGGAAACUGUGUCUCGGUUUGCUGCUGAGGAGAAUCACGCACAACAAUUUGUCAGCCGAGUUCAAAUUUAAGACGGACCAUAAGAACCACUUCGAAAAAGCAGCAACUCUUUUGUUUGAGGUGGGCGUGUCUGGGGAAGAUGGCGCCGUACAAGGGCGAGCUUAUGCUGAACUGGCUCUCUUGUUGCAGGAUGCUGAAAAAUUUAUAAGUAAAGAUGAAUGUAGGGAAAUAUUCCGACAGAAAGAUAUACUUGAACUUUGUGAGGAAGCCUUAAAAUAUGGUUAUGAUAAUGCGAGAACGGUUGCAGAGUGCGGGCGAAUCUUGAAAGAUAAACACUUGGACAAAGCUAUCCCACUUCUUGAAAGAUCUUGCGAGUUGAGAAACCAUACGAUUGCAUGUCACCAUUUAGGAAUCUGUUACGAGAGAAAGGCGAAAGAGAUUAUGAAAAUAAAGAUGACAGAAAAUAAUGCUGCUAAUGAUAGUUUUGAAGAUAUCAUACUGAAUCCCGAAGACGAGUUAGUGAAAAAAGCAAUAUCCAUGUAUGAAGAGGCCAUCAAGGUAUCUUGCGACACCAACAUGUCUGCCAUGUACAGUCUCGGCUUGUGUCUCAAGGCGUGUUGUCGACUUGAACAAGCCCUUGGGCAAUUCAAUAAAAUCACAGUGACUGCUCACAGACGAAAAAAUAAAAAGAGACAGCUAGAUCACAUAGUUACUUUGAUUAACUCGUACGAACAAGCCGGCCUGUGCCAACUGCAGCUCACCGAGAAACAAGACGAAGCCGAGAAGAAAUUAAUGCAGGCGGUCAGUUUAGCUGCCGUCGUGGUGGCUUCGAGGCCGGACUUGAACACCCACACCAAACACAUAUGGAAUGCAUUAACAACUAUUGAAGAUGUGUACGAUCAGAAACCACCAGAAUCCAUUAAGAUUCUCAUCGGCCUGCUGUCACGUAUCGGACAUCAUGGUAAGGUCCUCCAGUAUUUUGAAAAACUUCGUGAACUUGGUGAUGACCACGCCUCUCAUCCCGAUGUGAUGGCAAAAGUACUUGACAGUUUCAUGGCACUAAGGGAGUACGACAAGGCGUACACAACAUUGACAAUGCUAAGGACGCAGGCUUUGUUUGCAUUUGAAGAUGAAUUGACUCUGAGGAUCAACCUUUUCACAGCUGCCAGCCGUCUGCAGACUCGGGAAGGAGAUACAGAGUCGAUUUUCAAAGACGUUUUCGACACUCACUUUAAACAGAAAGGGAACACGGAAAAUGGAGGGAACAGAUCAGAAGAAAGUCUUGGAGAGACUUCUACAGUGUUGUUGGAUGUGCUGAUGCUCCACAACGAUCUAGGAGAUCAAAAUGCGAGUGAAGAAAUUAGACAGAAAUUUCUUAACAUUAUAAAUACUUUCUUUGGAUUAGAAGUGAGCUGUAACCUUGAGGUGAGUUUGAAUGUAAAACAUACACACACACACGUUCACACAAACACACAUACACACACCCCCAAACACAUACACACACAGAGACGAGCACACACACACAAUAACACAAUUAACCAGUGAACUUGAGGCCCAUCUCAUCAUCAUUGAAUAUUCCCCGCUCGACACAGCCAAAACUCAUCAUGUAAAUAUAAAAUAAACUUGAAUAAGUUGUCUUAUCAACAAUAAAUUAUAUUCACCAAUGCCAACGCUAUGGGCGUUAAUCAAUUGAAAUAAAAUAGAAUCCUCUACAGGAAAUUUUCCAGAAAGGGGCCAAUUUAUUUAUCCCUAAGUUAGGACCUAUACUUAUAUUAUAAUACUUCAGUGGCGUGAAUAAAAUGCCCGUUUAUGAUCUUGGGGGGCGCACUAAUUAGGUUAGGGUUUAAAGAAAAUGCGUUACUUGCAUCCAGGAUUUGUCAAAUGUUAAGCCGCCCCAUUUCUCGAUUUUACAUUUCAUAAAGGAUUUAUUCUUUAUACGAAAAACUUUGUUGUUUUUUAAAGGGUUGUUUAGUUUAUGGUUAGGGCCCAAAAUAAAAUAUUUUUUUAAAGACGAUUUAUAAAUUGAAUAUUAAUUUAUGGAAAGAUCUAGGCCAAACUUGAUACGCAUACACUCGAAGUUCUGUAAUAAAAACUGGAGUGUUUUGAACUCAUAAUAAUCACCACGGUCGGGGUAAGAUACACUAAUUUCAAUUUCUCUCAGAUGCGUUACAUCUUUCACAAUUAUCAACGCAUUUAACAUUUUCCAUUUAAUUUAGCUAUUUAUCUCAGGAAUUAUUUAGGGUCCCUAUCUUAUUGAUAACUUAAACGUCAUCUUAUAGAACGGGUCCACACGGGAGGGGUGGGGGGGGGGGUAUUUUAAUGUUUAACGCUGUGCGUUACGUCAUUUGUUACGUCAUUUUUUUUGCAGAUGUUUUAGUUUUGAAAUAAUGAUGUCAUAAGAAUCAUUUUUGACAAGUUAUUUGAAGAUUUAAAGAAAAUAUAGAAUGUUCCAGGACGUUCUACAUUUCUGCUUACUUAACUUAAACGUCAUCUUAUAGAACGGGUCCACACGGGAGGGGUGGGGGGGGGGUAUUUUAAUGUUUAACGCUGUGCGUUACGUCAUUUGUUACGUCAUUUUUUUUGCAGAUGUUUUAGUAUUGAAAUAAUGAUGUCAUAAGAAUCAUUUUUGACAAGUUAUUUGAAGAUUUAAAGAAAAUAUAGAAUGUUCCAGGACGUUCUACAUUUCUGCUUACAGAUAUAAAUGUUAUGAAAAUGUCAGAGGAAUCGAAAAGUUGAUGGUCAUCUAUCUACGAAAAAGUUCAGCAAACUUUCCCUUGCCCCACCUUUUCCCCCACUUACUCACAAUGAUAACAACUGACAUGACUUUAUUGCGCUGAGUAAUGAAAACUAAAAUGGUAUCGGCAGUGAGAAUCUUUUAGAGUAUCGUUUUAAUAAAACCUCUACAUAAGCGAUUCCCAAAUCUUGAGUUUGGCGGACCAGAGUACACAUUUUGAAAAUGAACCUGUUACCGGUGCAAUAUUUAUUAUUUUUUGUCUGCUAUAUUUUCUUUAUUUGACCAUAAAUAUUCAUGUUAUUCGGACCGGAAACGUAAGUGUCGCGGACCUGUGCCGGUCCGUGGAACACCAUUCACGUGACGCAUCUCAUCUUGUCACCCUAUUCCCCUUUAAUUUAAAACUACCAGUCUCCCACCGUCACAUUUUGAAAUAUGAUAUUAACAAAAGUCAUGACUCCACAGCCAAUGUGGAUAGUAUAAUGUUACUUCUCUAAAACGUUGUGUAAUAUUUCGUCUAUCUCCCUUUGUACAGGGUUGCUUCCCGGGAGGAGUUAGAGCUGAACUUCUCCUGAAAGAAAUACAAAGGUCAAAGUUGAUUGUCUUCUUGUUUGACCCUGCGCCAUUCUCCAGGUAGGUCAACAUUGUCGUGUUGUACAUGAAUAAUGAUUUACAAUAACAAUUUGUAUUACGUUUAGUCUGAUGGGAUCGUACGCUAUUUUUAAAGUUAUAGCUGUAUUUAAUUGCAUAAAAAAACAUUUUAAAAUAAAUAAAUAAACGUAUGAAGAUUAUCAAAUGUACAAUUUAUUUUAUAAGAUGAUUGUGUAAGAUUUAAAUCCCCAAAAAUGUGGCUAUUUUAUCACGCUGAUAACGCAAUGAUAUGAAAUUAGCAUGAAAGAAACAAGACAUUUAAAGAGUAGGGGGAAAAGAAAUGCGUAUAGCGACAAAAAAAAUGGGGAUGGGAUCGCCUGAGCCACUUCGCUGCAGCCGAUUUGCCGCCACCUUUUCGUCUUCGACGUUUCGCCGCCGUCUUUUCCCUGCGACUUUUCGCCAACGCCAUUUCGCCAUUGGGACGUUUCACCAACAACGUUUUUGCUGACGGCCCAAAUUCGCCUGCUAAUAGAAAGAAAUGAUUUUAAAAAUGUAUUUUAAAAAACGAAGAGUUUUUGUUGAUAAAAAGUUCAUCUGUGCUCAGGUCAUCUGUUUUCAGGUCAUCUAUGGUCAGGCCAUCUGUGUUUAGGUCUUCUGUGCUCAGGUCGUCCGUGUUUAGGUCAUCUGUGCGCAUGUCAUCUGUGCUUAGGUCAUUUGUGCGCAGUUCAUCUGUGUUCAGGUUAUCUGUGCUCUGGUCAUCUGUGUUCAGUUCAUAUACGCCCAGGUCGUCCGAGCCCAGAUCAUCGGUGCUCAAGCCCUCUGUGCCCAGGUCAUCUGUGUUCAAGGCAACUGUGUUUAGGUCAUGUGAGCGCAGGUCAUCUGUGAUCAGUUCAUCUGUGUUUAGGUAAUCUGUGUUCAGGUCAACUGUGUUUAGGUAAUCUGUGUUCAGGUCAUCUGUGCUCAGGUCAUCUGUGCUCAGGUCAUCAGUGCUCAGGUCAUCAGUGUUUAGGUCAUCAGUGCUCAGGUCAUCUACAAUACCUCCAUACCUCUAUAAUGCAAUAAUUUGGUGUGCAAAAAUGGUAUCUCGCUUUAUUUGCCUUCUCUUUGGAAGGCAUGUGUGCGGGUGCAUUCGUCAGAGGCGUGGCACAUACUUAACAAAAAUGAGAGUAAAUGUCUCUCAGUUUACACAUUGAUGCCCAUAUAUCCACGUAGCAGUUUAUACGAAACUAAGAGGCAAAACCUCAAACCGAUUUUGACCUUUGCACCUAUUUACAAAUUGCCUUAAAACACUUAAACAUACUUAAAUUUCUUGUGUAUUGAAAUAUCACUUUGAUAAUAAUUUUUUUUUUUUGGAUCAAAGUCGGCGAAACGGACGCCGGCUGGCCGUCCGGGGGCGAAACAGAGGCGGUGAAAUGGUGGUGGCGAAGUUGGUUCAGCAAAGAAACGGCGGCGAAUCGUUACGGUUCCUCGGGAAAGGUGGCGCACCGUCGCACGCCAGCGUGUUUACGCUGCCUCAUGGAUGUCAAUAGAUCCUUGACCUUGAAUGGAGCAGACGUGUGGGGGAGCCGUGUACACACCAGAGGAUAAUUUAUUCAUAGAACGUACUCAUGGAUGUAUGUUGAAAUUCUAAAGAAAAUUUUUUUAUUUUUAAAAAUAGACUUUUGCCUUUCUUGAUUCCUCCACCGCAAGAAUCAACCUUUUGCUGAGGUUCCCAGUGGACAUUUUUUCACUUUGCCUUUUAGUUGAAUCCACUUUUACGAUGACUAGAUUAUCCACAACUUACAUGUGCGUUAGAUCAAUGAUAACAAACUUACGCAAAGAAAUCAUUUUUUUGGUGUAAAUAUGUCAUUGAAACUGUCCAGUAUUAUUUUUGUAACGUUAUCAAGCCAUUGAAAACUUUCUUUUUCUUUCACGCCAUCAACAGUGAUCUGAGGACUAUACUCCCCUUCGUCCGUAGUACACGUGAACACUCUGAAAACAUCGGUUCUGAUAUCCUAGUGGCUGUUACAGAUAACAGCGUAGAGAUACCAAGCUUUAUCGAACACUACAGCAGAACGAACCUAGUGGAAGACAUAAAGGAUAUACAUGUGAACUCAUUCAACAAGGUACAUGCGUCGGGCUCAGCUGUCAGCUUAACGGGGCCGAUGAGGAACGAUUCCAGUGAAAGUCUCAUCAAUGUGGAUGACUCAAAUAUGUCCAAUGGCGACGCCAUAACUUCGAAUUCCGAUAGGACUACAGUUAACGUGAUGCCACCAAGCAUCGAUGCCAACUCGUCCGAUGGGUUUACUCCAGAAGUGAAUUCUCUUAUGCAGCUAUUCUGUCUUCUUAUAAACCGUAGGUGGCCGACACUGGAGAAGAUUAAAACCUAGUAUCUUACAUUGAUCAUUUGCCUGUGUGUCAAUCUGCUUGGCCCCAUCUAUUAGUCAAUGACAUAACCGGAAACUGUCAAUUAACAUCUUGAUGUUAUCCCUAUACAAACACUCAAGGGACAAACUAUUAUUUAAAAUGUGCUCAGCCAGGUAAGGAGGGCCGUAGAAAGGGGGAUUGAAGGGGCGAUCCACAUGAGAAGUUUUUUUCUCCCCUUUACAUUAGAGAGAGGCGUUUUCUGCCAGAUACAGAAUUUUAUUCUUAGAAUGUGGGUGCUAAAAAAUCUCGGCCCACCCCGGGCAUACUAAGACUAAGAACACUAAGGACACAUCAAUUUAAAGGAUGAUUUCUUCAAAUUCAUUCAACCCUCAUCUAAUGGUGCUUCUGACAACUGCCCAAGGAGCCAACUUAGAUUUUCAAUCAUCCAUGUGGUGAUUUAUAUUGAUAAAUAAUGUUGCAAUUUAUGUUUAUAAAUAAUGUUGCAGGCAAAUCCAUUUAUGGUUUCAACUUAAGGCUGAAUUGAAACAUGGAUUACGCUCUACUAAUCAAUAACUACCCUUAAAACCGAUUAUUUUUGUGCAAUAGAUUUUUAAACUUUAUAUUUCAACUUCCAAGUAACCUAAAUUAUCAUUAAUGAAUUAUUUUAAUAUAUUCUAGUUUAAACGUGUCUG
Messenger RNA from Lymnaea stagnalis (great pond snail), 6882 nucleotides. NCBI's taxonomy places the organism in Eukaryota, Metazoa, Mollusca, Gastropoda, Lymnaeidae. The record is from the annotation of a GenBank genome assembly.